AUGGGAUUUGGGAGUUUGUUAGGGAUGGAGAUGAUUGACGUACCGUUGAGGAUUGUUUAUUAUGUUCUUGACCAUUUUAAUUUUGAAUAUUUGAAGGUGGAGUUUGAUAAUUGUGAAGAUAGUGUUGAUAGUAAGUCUAUUCAAGAGAUGUUAGGAUUACCAUCUGGUGGCUCAUUACUUUCAAACAUGGAUUACAUUUCGGAGAAUAAUGAAGAGAGUUGUGUGUUUGAGUGGAAGAAACAAUAUGAGAAUAUUGAUAAAUUGAGAUUGAAACAACUAAAGAAUCAACUUGUUCAAACUAGUGCUACGGAUGACAACUACAUAAUCAAUUUUUUGGUUCUUUUUAUUAAUACUUUCGGUGAGUCUACAAGCAUGGGUAAAUGUAAUCUGAAUCCAUUGUAUUUAAUCAGAAGAGAUAUUGAUUUAAGUAGCAUUGACCGGUGCGAUUACAUUGUGGAUUGUUUGGUAAGGAUGAAGAAGGUUUACAAUCCAGAGAAAUAA
Molecule: messenger RNA, 501 nt
Organism: Lactuca saligna
Lineage: Eukaryota; Viridiplantae; Streptophyta; Magnoliopsida; Asterales; Asteraceae
Source: the annotation of a GenBank genome assembly